GCUAUAUCUUUUAUGUAAAUAUGGACUGAUUAUGAUGGUGAUUUUCUGGAAACAGAUGCUGGCCUGGCAAAAAAAGUAUUUACUCUGGGAGGCUGUCCCUGGUGUAACUGAAACACCCACCACUCUUUGUGUAUCCACUAUAUAUAUAGGCUGUCAAAGCUGCAGGCACCCAUUCUGUUUUGUGCAGGCUAAGUUGUCAAGCAAUACACAGCCACCAUGUCAUUCCGUUCCAGCUCUUCUUACUCUCUACAGAGCAAAGGCAUCUCUGGAGGUGGUGGCUAUGGAGCAGGCUUUGGUGGUGGCUCUGGAGCAGGCUUUGGUGGUGGCUCUGGAGCAGGCUUUGGUGGUGGCUAUGGAGCAGGCUUUGGUGGUGGUGCAUCUUCUGGGUUUUCCCUUAGUUCUGCAGGUGGUUUUGGAGCAGCUGCUGCCAGUUCCAGCUUCAGCAACUUUGGUGGUAAUGAUAAGCAAACCAUGCAGAACCUCAAUGACCGUCUUGCUUCCUACCUGGAGAAAGUAAGAGCCCUGGAAGCAGCCAAUGCUGACCUGGAACUGAAGAUCCGUGAGUGGUAUGAGAAGCAAAAAGGGUCUGGUAUUGGAGCUGGGUCUAAGGAUUUCAGCAAAUACUUUGAAAUCAUCAGUGAUUUGAGGAACAAGAUCCUUUCAGCCACCAUUGAUAACUCAAGAGUUGUUCUGCAAAUUGACAAUGCCAAACUUGCUGCUGAUGACUUCCGCCUGAAGUUUGAGAAUGAGCUGGCUCUUCGCCAGAGUGUGGAGACUGAUAUCAAUGGCUUGCGUAGAGUCCUGGAUGAGCUGACCCUUGCUAGAGGUGACCUUGAGAUGCAGAUUGAGAGCUUGACUGAAGAGCUGGCCUACCUCAAGAAGAACCAUGAGGAGGAGAUGAGUAUUGCUAAGAGCAGCUCUGCUGGACAAGUGAAUGUAGAAAUGGAUGCUGCUCCAGGCAUAGAUCUGAACAAGAUUCUCAGUGACAUGAGAGCGGACUAUGAAACACUGGCUGAAAAGAACAGAAGAGAUGCAGAGCUGUGGUUUAACCAGAAGAGCGGUGAGCUGAAGAAAGAGAUUCAAACAGGUGUGGAACAAGUGCAGACAAGCAAGAGUGAAAUAAAUGACCUCAGACGCAGCCUUCAGAGUUUGGAAAUUGAAUUGCAAUCUCAACUGGCAAUGAAAAAAUCUCUGGAAGACACCCUGGCAGAAACAGAUGGCCGAUAUGGUGCACAGCUUCAAACAAUUCAGUUCAGUAUCAGAAGCCUGGAGGAACAACUUCUGCAGAUCAGGUCUGACAUGGAACGUCAGAACAUGGAGUACAGGCAGCUCCUUGACAUUAAGACCAGACUAGAAAUGGAGAUUGAAACAUACAGGCGCCUGUUGGAGGGAGAAUUUGGUUCAUUAAAGUCUUCAAUAGUACAAGCUACUGAAGUUUCCACAUCACAAUCAUCUUCCAGCUCCAAAAAAGAUCCAUCAAAAACCAGAAAAGUAAAGACUAUCGUGGAAGAAGUGGUAGAUGGAAAGGUUGUUUCAUCAAGAGUCGAGGAAAUUGAAGAGAGCGUUAAAUAAAAAGUUAGCUCUGAAAUUCUCAUGCACAAAAUGGAAAAAUGUGUUGAUUUCAAGAUGCAAUAAAGCCUUUCAAGCUAA
This is a messenger RNA of Xenopus laevis (African clawed frog), 1650 nucleotides long. RefSeq names its product keratin 12, gene 5 S homeolog (gene krt12.5.S). Gene Ontology annotation, biological process: epithelial cell differentiation; intermediate filament organization. The record is from RefSeq and is a predicted model, not a curated record. Lineage: Eukaryota; Metazoa; Chordata; Amphibia; Anura; Pipidae. Bases 217 to 1572 code for a protein of 451 amino acids. Gene Ontology annotation, molecular function: structural molecule activity. The transcript has 8 exons. Gene Ontology annotation, cellular component: intermediate filament; cytoskeleton.